AUGCCCAAGCCUGGGGGAAGUGGGGGUAUGCCGCCUGGGAGUCGAGACAGCAGUGGGAUAUGUCGAAGCAGUAGCAUCAGCAGUGGAAUUGGUGGGUCUGGAGGCAAGAUACUGUCCCUGUCGUCCAUGAGUGAGAGUGUGCACAGUGGCCUGAGCUGUUUCUUGUCUGAGCAAGCACUGGAGCAGCAAGAAAGGCAGCAGCGCAGCAGUCAGUUGGCAGAGUUUCAGCGUCUGAGAGAGGUUCGUGCAGCUGCUCAGCUCAAAAACCUGGAGGAUUUCCUUAAGGUGAACCAUGUUUCACUCAGGGACAGCAUAUCUUAUGCCACAGGAAUGAUUUACAGAAAUCUGGGCAAAUCUGGAUUGAGGGUGUCCUGUCUUGGAUUAGGCACGUGGGUUACCUUUGGAGGCCAAAUAACGGAUGAGGUGGCAGAGGAGCUGAUGACUUUGGCUUAUGAGAAUGGAAUCAAUCUUUUUGACACAGCAGAAGUGUAUCAUGCCGGAAAGGCUGAACUUGUCUUGGGAAGUAUCAUAAAGAAGAAAGGAUGGAGGCGUUCCAGUUUAGUCAUCACCACCAAAAUCUUCUGGGGCGGAAAGGCAGAAAUGGAAAGAGGAUUGUCUAGAAAACAUAUAAUUGAAGGUCUAAGGGCAUCGCUAGAGAGGCUUCAGCUCGAGUACAUAGACGUGGUUUUCGCGAAUCGACCAGAUCCCAACACGCCUAUAGAAGAGACGGUGAGGGCAAUGACCCAUGUGAUCAACCAGGGAAUGGCCAUGUAUUGGGGGACAUCACGAUGGACCUCCAUGGAGAUCAUGGAGGCAUACUCUGUGGCACGACAGUUUAACCAGAUCCCACCCAUCUGCGAACAGGCAGAGUACCACAUGUUCCAAAGGGAAAAGGUUGAAGUGCAACUUCCUGAACUCUUCCACAAGAUAGGCAUUGGAGCUAUGACAUGGUCUCCACUGGCCUGUGGGAUCAUCUCAGGAAAGUAUAACAGUGAGAUCCCCCCUUACUCACGAGCCUCGCUCAAGGGUUAUCAGUGGAUGAAGGACAAGAUCUUGAGUGAGGAGGGGCACCGUCAGCAGGCUAAGCUCAAAGAGUUGCAGGCAGUUGCUGAGCGGCUGGGCUGCACUCUUCCUCAAUUGGCUAUUGCAUGGUGCCUUAGGAAUGAAGGAGUGAACUCUGUCCUGUUGGGAGCUUCCAAUACUGAUCAGCUGAUGGAGAAUAUCAGAGCAAUACAGGUUCUUCCAAAGUUAUCACUGUCCACUCUAUCUGAGGUGGAUAACCUCUUGGGAAACAAGCCUUAUAGUAAAAAGGACUUCAGAUCCUAG
Molecule: messenger RNA, 1326 nt
Organism: Chelmon rostratus (copperband butterflyfish)
Lineage: Eukaryota; Metazoa; Chordata; Actinopteri; Chaetodontiformes; Chaetodontidae
Product: voltage-gated potassium channel subunit beta-2-like
Exons: 14
Coding region: 1-1326 (441 amino acids)
Biological process (GO): potassium ion transport; regulation of action potential; regulation of potassium ion transmembrane transport
Cellular component (GO): cytoplasm; membrane; voltage-gated potassium channel complex
Molecular function (GO): transmembrane transporter binding; voltage-gated potassium channel activity; potassium channel regulator activity
Source: RefSeq, a predicted model, not a curated record